Molecule: messenger RNA, 583 nt
Organism: Anopheles stephensi (Asian malaria mosquito)
Lineage: Eukaryota; Metazoa; Arthropoda; Insecta; Diptera; Culicidae
Product: LYR motif-containing protein 2-like
Exons: 2
Coding region: 168-461 (97 amino acids)
Cellular component (GO): mitochondrion
Source: RefSeq, a predicted model, not a curated record
UGUCAAGCGGAUUUUCAUCGGAAAACUUGGGAUGAGAAAGAUUGUAAUUAGCGCACUAUUCUAAACAAGAAAACAAAAAUUUGAAUGCCGGGCCUGCCGCCAUAAUCGUGCAACUUGCAGUGCGUUGGAGUAAAUGUGCGAAACAAUAUCACUUACCUGCAACAUACAUGUCGAAAAUACCAAAAGCAGCACUAAGCCUGAAGCAGUUUAUGCUGCGGCAAGAAGUGCUUAAGCUAUACCGGACCAUAUUUCGUACUAUCCGGCAAGUUCCGGAUGCCAGUAACCGACGUGAGCUACGGGAAUGGGCCAGAGCAGACUUUCGCAACAACAAGAACCAAACGGAUGAGCUGGCGAUCAAGAUGCUGCUUCAGCAUGGCAACCGGAAUUUGAAGGAGCUGCAGACCAGUCUCGAGCUCAGCGGGACUGGGCCGGGCAGCAAUUCGGACGCGAAGGUCAGCUAAACAAACUAGCAUCCCACCGGUUUCCGGAGAUUGCGCAACCGUUACUCACUAGUUCAUGUAUAUUGAGAGUUAAUCGUAUAGUUCAAUAAAUUACAAACGUCGGUAUCACCAUCCGUCCGUUA